AUGUCCGGCUACGGCAGAGAUUCCGGUGGUGGUGAAGGAUAUAGUGGUGGUCAUUCAAGUAGUGAUUAUCAAUCAGGACGUUCAGGCGGUAGUCGAAACAAUUAUGAUAAUAACAGGAUGAUGAAUGGCACCAGCACACACUUUGUCCUCUGUGCAGGUUCUGGAAGCGGUGGCAGUGGCGGUGGCGGCGGCGGCGGUGGUGGUUACAAUCGUAGUCGAAGUGAUCAUCAAAGUAACAAUGAUGAUAGCGGUGGACAUAAUCGUGGGCGCAACGACCAUCAAAAUGAUGAUAGAGGUGGCAGUGGAUAUAGUCGUGGUCGAAGUGAUCACUACAAUGAUAAUGGCGGUGGUGGUGGUGGUGGUGGAGAUGAUCAGCGUAUGGAAACACAACGAGAUACAAUUUUUAUUCAGAAUCUACCACGAAAUGUAACUAGUGAAGAACUUCGAGUUGUAUUUAGUCAAAUUGGAGUGAUUAAAAAUGAUAAAAAAACAGGUGCACCAAAAAUUUGGAUUUAUAAAGACAAGGCAACUGGAGAAGGUAAAGGUGAAGCAACAAUCACAUAUGAAGAUGAAGAAGCAGCACUAGCUGCUAUCAAUUGGUAUAAUGACAAAGAAGUUCUUUCAAAUAUUGUUAAAAUCUCAUUAGCCACUCGGCGCGCUUCUGCUUUUGGUGGUCGAGGUGGAUUUCGUGGUCGUGGUGGAUUCCGUGGUCGAGGAGGAGGUGGCGGCGCCAGUGGAGGUGGUGGUGACUAUGGCGGAUAUCGUGGUGGAGAUCGUGGUGGCGAUUAUCGAGGUGGUGGCGGAGACUAUCGUGGUAGUGGUCGUGGUGCGAGUCAUGGUUCAAGCAGAGAUAAUCGUUCUAAUCCAUAUUAA
Rotaria sp. Silwood2 is the source of this 873-nucleotide messenger RNA. The record is from the annotation of a GenBank genome assembly. NCBI's taxonomy places the organism in Eukaryota, Metazoa, Rotifera, Eurotatoria, Philodinida, Philodinidae.